Molecule: messenger RNA, 1163 nt
Organism: Anopheles stephensi (Asian malaria mosquito)
Lineage: Eukaryota; Metazoa; Arthropoda; Insecta; Diptera; Culicidae
Product: calphotin-like
Exons: 4
Coding region: 94-966 (290 amino acids)
Source: RefSeq, a predicted model, not a curated record
UAUGGGCUCAUUACACACUAAUUGACCGUUCAUCAAGCAGCAGACCAGCUACCGUAGUCCAGCGAAGACAGAGUCAAGCCUCGAUUCAACACAAUGUUUACUAAGGUGUCCAUCAUUGCAGUCUGCAGCCUGUUCGCUGUUGCAUCCGCCGAACCACACGUUCUCGCUCCCGUUGGACCUGCCGUUGUCACCGCCCAAAGCUCACAGGUGUUUGCCCGGACGUACAAUGGAAUCGUGCCCUUCGCAGUUCCAGCUCCCGUUCCUGCUCCCAUUCCCGCUCCUGCCUACCACUUCCAUACUCCCGCCUUCGUCCUACCGGCCCCACCAGCACCCGUCUUCUACCCACAGCCAGUCGUGUACAACCCACCGGCGGCCGUCCCAGUUCCGGUGCCGGUUCCUGCCGCCCCGGCUGCCGUAGUACCGACGGUGGUGGCUGCUGCUCCGGCGGCGAAGCUGGUGGCUCCGGUGGCUAAGGUUGCAAAGCUCGUACGACCGUUCCAUGCCACGUUCCGCUAUCGAUCGGUCGUUGCCUCGAAGACAUCAGUUACCACUCAGCAAUCUAACAAAGCAAGCUUUUGCCUUUCGAACAUCAGUUCUCCUCAAACCCACCCUAUAAGCAUCAUGUCUGCCAAAAUUGUGAUCUGUCUGGCUGUGUGCGUGUUCGGAGCCGCUUCCGCCGGUGUUGUCCCGAUUGCGGCACCUCUGGCUGCGGCCGGAGUGGUAGCUCCGUACGCCACCUCCUACAACGCACACACCGUCAACCAUGCUGUGGCGGCACCAGUCGUUGCGGCUGCUCCGGCCGUCGUUGCUGCUCCCGCUGCACGCUUCGUAGCUCCGGCUGCUCCGGCUCUGGCCUACACCGCUGCCGGACUUCCAGCUUACAGUGCCUAUGCGGCCGCCGCUGGACUGCCCGCCUUCAGCCCAUACUCGGCCUACACCGGUCUGCCAGCACCGUACGUUUUCUAAGCUGCAUCAGAUCGGAGAGUAUUGCCAGCAACAGUCACACGAUGGCUAGACUGAAAGGGUUCUGACGAGACGACGUGAUUGUUCACACUAUCGCCCUCUUCCUGUUGCCUUCUAUUGUACAUACAUUGCUUCCUGCUUAACUCAAUUUUGUUAUGAACAUAAAUUACAACCCCUCGUAGAAGGGAUAUUCCACAAAA